This is a messenger RNA of Hevea brasiliensis (rubber tree), 649 nucleotides long. Its product is annotated as 17.5 kDa class I heat shock protein-like. The coding region runs from base 106 to 579 and encodes 157 amino acids. Gene Ontology annotation, biological process: response to heat; response to salt stress; protein folding. The transcript has a single exon. NCBI's taxonomy places the organism in Eukaryota, Viridiplantae, Streptophyta, Magnoliopsida, Malpighiales, Euphorbiaceae. The record is from RefSeq and is a predicted model, not a curated record.
CUCCUUCAUUGCAGCAUCGACAGCAAUCUGCAAUUCACAGCUACUUUCUCAGUAUUUAACCAAACCCAUCAAUUUCUAUUCCUUUAUACUUUCUACAGAAAGAAAAUGGCGAUGAUUCCAAGCUUUUUUACUAACUCGCGAAAUAGCGUUUUUGACCCCUUCUCUUCCUUCGACCUGUGGGAUCCAUCCAAAAACUCCCAAUUUCCCUCUUCCUCUUCAAUAAUCUGUGGUGAUAACUCUGCUUUUGUUAACACUCGCAUAGACUGGAAAGAGACUCCCAACGCUCAUGUCUUGGAGGCUGAUCUUCCUGGGCUUAAAAAGGAGGAAGUGAAGGUCGAGAUUGAAGAUGACAGAGUGCUUCAAAUCAGCGGAGAGAGGAAUGUGGAGAAGGAAGAUAAGAAUGAUACGUGGCACCGGGUGGAGCGUAGCAGGGGUAAGUUCUUGAGGAGGUUGAGGCUGCCGGAAAAUGUAAAGAUGGAUCAGGUGAAGGCUUCAAUGGAGAAUGGGGUUCUGACUGUGACAGUUCCUAAGAGGGAAGUCAAGAAACCUGACGUCAAGUGUAUUGAAAUCUCUGGUUGAGUUUAUUCAUUCUUGUAAAGUUCAGGCGUAUGUAUUUAAAGAGCCAAAGAAAAUUGGUGUUUGUUCUUUC